AAAACCAGGUAGUAGCUGAUGAACCAGAUUUAAAUUAUCUGAGCAAGCAGACAAAUGAUGAAUUAAAUUCUGGGAUAUCAUCUAUCUAUGAGAACGAAAAUGAAGAAAAUUCUUUAGAUGGUAACUCUGAUGAAGAAGAUGUAGUUGAACUUACAGACAUAUCAUUUAAUUCUUUUGUUGGUUCAAAAACCGAUAACAAAAAUUAUAAUUGGAAAUUAAAAAAUAAUGAAAGUGUAAGAGGUCAGCUUAUAAAUAUGACUAAAAGAGCGAUUGAAGAAAUGAAACAAUCUGACAAAGUUAGAACUGUCAUCUAUCAUAGAUCUUCAUUAGAGUUUAAACAGGACAUGUACUCUUGGUUUAAUGAUGAUUGGAUUCCAUUAAAGACCAAAGCGCUAUCAAAAAUUAACUUAACAGUUAAAGCAUUUUCUGGCGAAAUAUCAGAGUUUAUUACAAAAGUUGAAAAUUUUUGUACUUCGUAUGAUUACUUGAGGGCAAGAAAAUUAUUAUUGGAAAAGAUGGUUAAACAAUCCACCAAUAUUAAAUUUAAACAAAUUUUAAAAGUCUUGGAUUUGUUCUUAGAAAAUCCAUAUUUAUUUAUAAGAAAGAAUGGCCAACAACAAAAAUACACAGAAAUACAAUAUGUGAUAAAAAUGGUGGAUCCUAUAUUGAAAAUAAUAUUUUCUGAUUGUCAAAGCCUUGUAAGGCUUAUUUGGGGAGAGACCAUUUCACAAGUGACAAACAAUUCAAAAAGAAAAAUAGACCUUUGUAUAAGAACUGAAGAUGGUACAAAAGAGUUGAGCCAUUCCGAAUGUGCCCAAAAGGCUACAAUGAUAAAAAUUCUAAAAGAUCAAAGUAAAUCCUUUAGAACUAACAAGUGUAUACUUAACAAAUACCUCGAGAACGAUCUUCCAGGUGAAGCUUUAGAAAAUAUAACAGUUUUUGAAUUACAGCUAGCAGCUCUGAAAGGACAACUAAUUGGAGUUGAUUUAUUGGAUGAAGGACUUUAUUUUGGAUUUGAUGGACCAGCCUUUGAGUUUCUCGCUCAAAUUUGUAGUAUUGAUGUUUUAAAACAGAUACUAGAAGUUUUGUAUUAUUUUAAGAUAG
Molecule: messenger RNA, 1104 nt
Organism: Racocetra persica
Lineage: Eukaryota; Fungi; Glomeromycota; Glomeromycetes; Diversisporales; Gigasporaceae
Source: the annotation of a GenBank genome assembly